UGGUGGGAGAAUACUUUAGUAUACUUCAGUUGGAUCCCGCGCGCGUUGCUCGCCAUCAUCAUAGCUGUGGAGGAGGAGGUGUACGCCAGGAUCGCGAGGUGGCUCAAUGAUAAAGAAAAUUAUCGACUCGAAACAAAAUAUGAAAAUCAUCUGAUUGUCAAAAUUGCAUUGUUUCAAUUCGUUAACUCGUUCAUGAGUUUGUUCUACAUUGCGUUUUAUCUUCAGGAUAUGGAUAAAUUGAAAGAGCAAUUAGCUGUGUUAUUAAUAACGAGACAAAUAAUAGGAAAUCUGAAGGAAUCAGCUCUUCCCUAUCUUAUUGAGAAUUUAAGAUUGGCAAAGAUUUGUGUUGAUGUGUUUGGUGCUAUAAGUCCUAGCAAAAUACCUUCAUCAACACAAAUCACCGAGUUAUUUGAGAAGAGAACAAGUUCCAGCGGAGAUCCGCCUGAAGCUUUGGUGAAUGGUACAGAUAAAGAGGCGGAGAGACGAGACUCUGAGACUGCGGUUGGACAGAAAGUUAUACAUCAGGCAGAGCUCGAGUCGCAGUUGUUUAAGUACGAAGGCACAUUCUCUGAGUACUUGGAGAUGUUGACUCAGCUGGGUCACGUGGUGCUGUUCUCCGCCGCGUUCCCCCUCGCCGCGCUGUGUGCGCUGCUCAACAACGCGGCGGAGGUGCGCGCGGACGCGUUCAAGUUGUGUCACGUCGCGCAGAGACCCUUCGGAGAGAGGGUCACCAGUGUUGGUAGCUGGCAGCACGCGAUGGAGGCGAUGGUAGCAGUGGCGGUGUUGGUGAACUGCGCGCUGAUUGGUCUGUCGGGUCCCGUACACCGGCUGCUGCCUGACGCCACGCCCGCACAGACAAUACUAGUUAUUGUUGCUUUAGAGCACGUGGUAUUGGUGAUAGUAUUCGCGCUGCGCAUCGCCAUCCCCGAGAUCCCGGGCUGGCUCGCCACUGAGAUGGCCAAGGUGGAGUUCCAGAGACGAGAGGCUAUAAAGAACGCACACGCACCAUUGUUGUCUGAGUGCACAAGUCAAGACGAUGUAAGACCUUCGUCACGCGCCACUCCGCGCACCAUCACACCAACAACACCAAAGCAAACAGACAAGAACAAGAAGGUCUUCAUAGGCAAGAUACCUGAAAUACCACCAUUCAGACCGAAAGCGGCUUCGAUAACGGAGCCUGCUGUGACUACGGGAUCUUUGCAAAUGCUACAAGAUGUCAGCCCAACGAAACCUAUCAGACGUAAGGAAGGUGCAGGCGCUCCUCUGUCGCUGCUGGGUGUGCGAGGUCUGCGCGACGAGCCGCUGCACCGCUCCGCGCACUGCAUCCCGCACCCCGCACACCACAGACCUCUCGUCAACCCCACGCUGCAGGUGUUCUUCUCGCAGGAGUUGUCUGGGGGUGUGAGCGCGGGCUCGGAACCCGACCUGAACGCUGUGCCCGCACCCCCCGCCACAGCGCCCUCUGCAGCACCCUCGCUGGACGUCAGCGCCACCUCCAGCGAGGACGACAGGCCUAAGGACAAGAGCAGUCGUUCCCGUGCGCGUGCGGCGCUGGUGAAGCGCGUGCGGUCAGUGGCGGUGUUCUCGCUGGGGUUGCGGCGAGCGCGCGAGGCUCACGCCGCGACGGACCGCAGCGCGCACUCGCCGCGCACGCCCCGCACACCGCGCACACCUGACAAACCUACUCUGCCGGCGCCGAUGUUGGGUGGAGAGCUAUCAUUGAUACCCAUAGAACAACUCAUACAAGUAGAGGACGUCAAGCCACGACAGGUCACGUAAAAGUUCAUACAUCAACAUUCACUUGGCGAAAAUACCUUCUCAAAUUCUCUUUUAGCUAUAAAUAUAAUGAAAUACUUGAAAUUAUCAUGUCAUAAUAAUAUUCGAUCUAUUAUUUUUUUUAUAGACCAACAAGGCUA
This is a messenger RNA of Papilio xuthus (Asian swallowtail), 1916 nucleotides long. RefSeq names its product anoctamin 8 white walker (gene wwk). Lineage: Eukaryota; Metazoa; Arthropoda; Insecta; Lepidoptera; Papilionidae. Gene Ontology annotation, cellular component: plasma membrane. The transcript is spliced from 14 exons. The coding region runs from base 193 to 1779 and encodes 528 amino acids. Gene Ontology annotation, molecular function: chloride channel activity. The record is from RefSeq and is a predicted model, not a curated record. Gene Ontology annotation, biological process: chloride transmembrane transport.